UCCUUCGCUCAGGGCCACGGUCAAUAUCAACGUGAAGUGUGAACAAAAGCCACGGUGUCAAAGGCUAUCUGUAGAGGAACAGUUAUAUGGCUGGAGGUCCCAGGGGCCCCUUCUUGCCAGGUUUUCCUUGGGACCCUUCUUCUCCUUGGGGAUCCCAUUGGUGCCGGUAGUCCAGAGUAGUCCCUCUCUCCCAUUGGACCGGGCAGACCAGGGGAACCUUACACAUGGAACACAGGCCAUCUUGACACAACUGUGGGAAGCAUUGGAGCCUUGCAUGGGCCAGCAUCCAGCCAACCUGACACAACUGUGGGAAGCAUUGGAGCCUUGCAUGGGCCAGCAUCCAGCCAACUUGACACAACUGUGGGAAUCAUUGGAGCCUUGCAUGGGCCAGCAUCCAGCCAACUUGACACAACUGUGGGAAGCAUUGGAGCCUUGCAUGGGCCAGCAUCCAGCCAACUUGACACAACUGUGGGAAUCAUUGGAGCCUUGCAUGGGCCAGCAUCCAGCCAACUUGACACAACUGUGGGAAGCAUUGGAGCCUUGCAUGGGCCAGCAUCCAGCCAACUUGACACAACUGUGGGAAUCAUUGGAGCCUUGCAUGGGCCAGCAUCCAGCCAACUUGACACAACUGUGGGAAUCAUUGGAGCCUUGCAUGGGCCAGCAUCCAGCCAACUUGACACAACUGUGGGAAGCAUUGGAGCCUUGCAUGGGCCAGCAUCCAGCCAACUUGACACAACUGUGGGAAGCAUUGGAGCCUUGCAUGGGCCAGCAUCCAGCCAACUUGACACAACUGUGGGAAGCAUUGGAGCCUUGCAUGGGCCAGCAUCCCUGUGGAACACUUUUGACACCUUGUAGAGUCCCUGCCCCGAUGAACUGAAGCUGUUCUGAGGGGAAAAGGGAGGCAUGAAACUCAAUAUUAGGAAGUUGAUCUUAAUGUUUUGUACAAUCAGUGUAUGUUUACAUUGCCAAAGCCACAGA
Molecule: messenger RNA, 978 nt
Organism: Oncorhynchus keta (chum salmon)
Lineage: Eukaryota; Metazoa; Chordata; Actinopteri; Salmoniformes; Salmonidae
Exons: 3
Coding region: 275-877 (200 amino acids)
Source: RefSeq, a predicted model, not a curated record